AUGGCUAAUCUAGGCCUAAUAUUUCAACUUGCCCACAUUGUGGCUUUCCAUUUGAUGAUGAUGCAAGCCAAGUCCUCCUUUAAAUUCACCAAUAUUAAAUGCUUAGAUCAUGAUGUUAAGUUUUCCAGUUUUGAAAUAUGCAAACUUUCGGUUGUAGGACGUGGUCUGGUCUCUCUGAAUAUAAAGGUGGGAUUAUACAAAACACCAGUUACAAACUCGACGAUCAAUGUGGCAAUCUAUAAAAAGGCCAAUGGCUUCAAACCCUUCCUCUACAACUAUACCGUUAAUGUCUGUGCCUUCUUUGCCAAUCGCAAGAGGUAUCCUGUUAUUAAAGUGCUUUUUGAUAUAUUCCUUCAACAUUCAAAUUUAAAUCAUACUUGCCCUUACUACGAUGCCAUUGUGGUCAAGGAUCUAGUGCUUAAUGAGAAUAUGUUUCGGCUUUUACCUCUUCCUGAAGGUGAAUACAUGUUUAAGUUGAAAGUGUUUGCCUAUAACGACCUCAAGGCUACAACCGAAGUUAUUUUGUUUCGGAAAGAUUCAUUAAUGCCUUAA
Messenger RNA from Stomoxys calcitrans (stable fly), 552 nucleotides. RefSeq lists its product as uncharacterized. The transcript has 3 exons. The record is from RefSeq and is a predicted model, not a curated record. The coding region runs from base 1 to 552 and encodes 183 amino acids. Lineage: Eukaryota; Metazoa; Arthropoda; Insecta; Diptera; Muscidae.